Messenger RNA from Drosophila miranda, 6760 nucleotides. Its product is annotated as octopamine receptor beta-3R-like. The transcript has 9 exons. The coding region runs from base 1355 to 5365 and encodes 1336 amino acids. The record is from RefSeq and is a predicted model, not a curated record. Gene Ontology annotation, cellular component: membrane. NCBI's taxonomy places the organism in Eukaryota, Metazoa, Arthropoda, Insecta, Diptera, Drosophilidae. Gene Ontology annotation, molecular function: octopamine receptor activity. Gene Ontology annotation, biological process: adenylate cyclase-activating adrenergic receptor signaling pathway.
CAUCAUUCAGUUUGCGGCCAGUUACCAGAGCAGGCGCCUACCACAACGCAUCGCCAUCUGGCUGAAAGGCUCACAGGCUCUCAGGCUCUUAGGCUCUUAGGCUCACAGGCUGUGGGGCCAGUAAAUACAACAAACAAACCCCCAACGUAAAGCAAUCGAAACCUGUGACCACUUGUCACACAUGCUCGGCGGAAAGUAACCCAAAGUGCCAGUGACAGUUCUGGGUAUUGUGUGUGGGGCACCGGGGGGCUCUCCUCAGGCCCGGCUGGGGCAUCGAAUUGUAGCGGAGUUCGCGUGUGCGUGUUUCGAUUUCGUGGCACUACUAAAACCGAUACAAAACUCCAUUUAUGUGAGACCUGACUUCUGAAAGAGGUCCUGUGCCUGUGCCUGUGCCGUUGGCUGUAAGGCGGCGUCUUGUACGUGUUCUGUGCGCCGCUCUGCUGGCCAAAAGAAACCAAAACGUGCGGCAAAUUGCGGCCAGUUGGCGGCAGAAACUGCUGCUGGGCGGGGAAAUCAAAAAAGCAAAAGAAGGAAAUUCCAAUUUAACAAAUCGAUUUCGGGGCUUUUUUAUAGUCCAAGGCGGACAGUCGUAUAAAUAGAGCCAGUGACAGGCUAAUGACAAAUUAAAUUGUUUGAACAGUAGAAAAAGAAGGAAAAGCGGCCGCGGGCAUUACAAAAUUACGAAGCGCGCGUGUGAAAACUUUGAGCUGUUAUCGGCCAAAACAACAGCAACAAUAAACUGCGAUAAAAGCAACAAAACAAACGGGAAAAAGUUUCUUUAUUUUUGGUUUUAUUCGAAGAGUCGCCCCCGAAACGCCCAGCGCCACAUUGCCACACGGCCACACGGCCACAGGGCGACCAUCAAACAGCAGAACGCAAAUCAAGAACGACAAUGACGGCGUCGCGGCUCCCGGGCUCAUCCUGCUGCGGCGCAAUGCCACCACUCGUCCUGCCGGCCCUCCAUCAGAUCCGGACGCACCGAGCGUGUUGAGCAAUUUCCCCGGCGACGACUGUUGUGCGCCCGAGCGCUGAAUCGAGGCUCUGCGAGCAACUCAAACAGAGAGACACGUACCGGAAGAGGUGCCCCCGUGAGGAUUGGGCAAUGGAGUGGUGGAGCCCCGUUGUAGCUCCGGUCUCCGGCUCGGUGCGAUGUCGAGAAUAAGGACCAACUUCCCGGUCCCGUGGUUUGCAUUGCAGAUUGCAAUUAUUCGCGUUUUAAAUUACGCGCACAGUUUGUCAAAGAUAAACUUGGCGGCACAGCCACGACGACGGGAGAUCAUUAUGUUCAGAGCAAUGGAAAGGACUUUAAUAAGCAACGUUUUAAUCAGAGUGCCGGGCGUUAAGUGACCGCGAAAUGAGCGACAUGUCAAGGACCAAAGUUUCUGAUUUCCUCAGCACCAGCAGCAGCAGCAGCGGCGGCAGCAGCAGCAGCACUGCCAUCAGUCGAACGACAAUGACAUUAGCUGCAACAUCAUCAUCAGCAACAGCAGCAACAGCAACGGCAACGGCAACGAGCAGGCCCACGAAAUCGAUUGCAACAUUCGUGGCAGGUAGCGCCGUCUUUAAUGCCACGGUCACAACAACGGCCACAGCCUCAAAGAGUAGCGGCAACCUUCUGCUAACAACGGCCACGCUAACAGCCUCCACGGGGUCUGCAACAACGACGACGACGAGUUUGCCUACAACAUCGCAAUUUGUAGAUGGCUCGUUGACUUCGCUUUCAUUAAGAGCCACAUCGACAGCCUCAAUAUCAUCAUCGUCCGUUGGAGCUGGAGCUGGGGCUGGCGCUGCAGCUGUCACUGGCACUGGAGCCCUGUGGUCCUCCGAGUCCCCGUUUGAGCUGUUCCCAACAGUUGGGGCAAACAUAACAGCCAAUAUCAGCAGCAUCCUCGAGCAGGGCGAGGGACAGUUGGAGGAGAGCUGGGUGGAUCUAUCGGUGCUGCUCCUCAAAGGAUUCAUCUUCUCGUCAAUUAUCCUGGCCGCAGUCCUCGGAAAUGCUUUGGUUAUCAUCUCCGUACAGCGCAAUCGCAAGCUGAGGGUGAUAACCAAUUACUUUGUGGUGUCGCUGGCCAUGGCGGACAUGUUGGUGGCCCUCUGUGCGAUGACAUUCAACGCGUCCGUGGAGCUGUCCGGCGGCAAGUGGAUGUUCGGGCCGUUCAUGUGCAACGUGUACAACAGCCUCGAUGUUUACUUCUCCACGGCGAGCAUCCUGCACCUCUGCUGCAUCUCCGUCGACAGAUACUAUGCCAUUGUGCGUCCGCUGGAGUAUCCAUUGAAUAUGACGCACAAAACGGUCUGCUUUAUGCUGGCCAAUGUCUGGAUACUGCCCGCCCUCAUCUCGUUCACGCCCAUCUUCCUGGGCUGGUACACGACGGAGGAGCAUCUGCGGGAGAUAUCGAUGCACCCGGACCAGUGCUCAUUUGUGGUCAACAAGGCCUAUGCCCUCAUCUCCAGUUCGGUGAGCUUCUGGAUACCCGGCAUCGUGAUGCUGGUGAUGUAUUGGCGCAUCUUCAAGGAGGCUGUGCGGCAGCGCAAGGCCCUCAGCCGCACCAGCUCCAACAUCCUGCUGAACAGCGUGCACAUGGGCCACGCCCAGCAGCCCACCAACCUGAGCUAUCUGCAUCCGAGCGACUGCGAUCUAAAUGUGGCAUCCACGCGCGAGGAGACGCACAGUGCACUGAGCAACUUGGAGGACAUGCUGCAGCCGGCCACGGAUGAGGACGACGACAAGGACGAGUGCGAGUGCGAUGAACUGCGCGUGCCCUCACCACCGCCGCGGCGCCUCAGCCGCAGCAGCAUCGAUCUGCGUGACCUGGAGCAGGAGCGCUACGAAAAGGUCACGCACACGGACAGCGCCCCCUCGAUGAUGGCGCUGCAGCAGCAGCAGCCCUCGCACAAUCACAACCAGCUGCAGCCGCCAGCGCCUGUGUUCAAUCCACAGAUAUGGACGGAGUCCUUUCCGACCGCAAAAGUUACCCAAGUGGAGGGGCCGGAGACGCAGCCGGACGAAGAGCAGGAGCAGGAGCCAGAGCAGCUGCAGCAUCCGGCGCUACCGCAGCAGCAGCUGAGCCUGACGAGCGGCAGUGGCAACAGCGAGCCGGAGCCGGAGUCCACGGCCUACCGGGUCUUCGGGCUGCACAGCGACGAGAGCGAGAGCAACGACCUCUAUGACACGCACUUGCCGCUGGCCGAGGACAACAAGGAGCUGAAGCGCCUCAUCGAGGACAACUAUCUGUACUUCAAGAAGCAGACGGGCGGCACGGUCAUCAGUGCACCGGGGGGCGGCAAGUACGCCGCUCUCAGCGAGACGGACUUCAUCAGGCUGAAGGCGGGGGCGGCGGCCUGUGGACGGAAGGCGAUUGCCGCCAGCGACUCGGAAUUCCUGCGCACGAUCAGCGAGGCCAGGGCCAGCACGGAGCAGCCGAUGCCCGGCAAGGAGAAGGGCUUCAACUUCCUCUCGCUGCUGGCCAAGACGAAGCGCUCCAGUGCCGAGUGCUUCGCCCUGGAGCGGAAGCGGAACCAGGCCACCUCGGAGGGGUCCAGCUUCUUCCGGCGCGCCCGCAACCGGAAGCUCUCGCACAGCUACAACGGAAGCGCUGGCGGCGGCGGCAAGGAACGCAAACUUGAGCGACGCCAGCGGCAGCACAGCGACACCGACUCGACGCCCAACAAGCCGGACAUCCUGCUGGACAUCAACGUCCUCAGCGAGCAGAGCGGGGCCUGCGUCAUCCAGCAGUUCAGCGAUGGCGUGCAGCUGAUCGACUUCAGCGGCGACACUGACGGACUCGGACUCGGAGUCGGCAUCGGCCUAGGCAUCGGGGGCCCGGGGGAUGAGCUGGCCCAGCUGGCUGACUGCUUUGGGGAGUCCCCCAAGCAUCCGGCCACGCCGCCGCCCUCCCUCUCGCCGCCGGAGCUGCCGGAGCAGAGCGGCAUGCUGAUUGCCAACAGCUCGGAGCUGGCCGAGAUCUUCCGCUCGCUCAGCUUUCCGCUGGGCGAACAGGGGCGAUGCGGCGGCUCCAGGUGCCAGGCGACGGCCCCCCAGCGAAUGAGCACGCUGAGCGAUCAGGUGUGCGCCAACUAUCUGAUGUCCCCACCGAACACUCCACCGGCCACCGCGGGCACGUCCGCCUCCAAUGGCAACGCCAUGGGCUCCUCCAACUCGCAGUCGGCGUCCAUCAAUGUGUACUUCCUGUCGCCGCCGCCGCCGCCGCAUGCGGCCGGACCCGGCUAUACGCCAAGCGACACCUCCACAGUAUCGCUGGAUGUGGUCACCACGCUGCCGGUGCCCCAGCCCCAGCCCCAGCCCAACCCCCAGCCGCAGCAGCAACCCCCCCUCAACAUAUCCCCAAAGCCAGAAAUAAUCCUCGACUCGACGCUAUCCCCCGGGGAGGGCGGAUGCGACGGCCUGGGCGGCGAGCCCAGGGAUGUCACGUCCCCGCUGUUCAAGCGCAAAGAUAGCUCCGGAGAUGCGGAUGUGAGCGUUUCCGGCGGCCGUCAACGCUGCAGCAUCCUGGCCGGCUACGAUGGCCUGCAGACCGUGAGGAAGCGACAGGCCUCUGUGGUGACCUAUGACGUCAAUGUCAUAAAUUUCUCGCAGGAUAACAGCGACAGUCGCAGCUACAUUCCCAUGGGUCGCGUCUCUACCAGUUCUGCAAAGCACGAAUUUUCCAAUAAAUCCUCGCUCAUCCGACGCGGUGGCAUCUGCAUCUUUGUGGAUGAGGAGGAGGCCGAGAUCAGCGAACAGAAGCCGCGCGGCAUCAAGUUUGCCCCGGUGUCCAGCCCGCUGCCCAAGUGUCCGCUCUGUGGGAGCGACAUCAGCACCGCCAACGCCAAUGCCACCGCCACCGGCACCACAACCAACUCCACUGACACAACCGCCAAUGCAAGUAGUAAACGUAGUAGUCACGCCCAAGCUCCAGAUCUUGACCAGGAGCCCACACGCUUCUGGCACAAACGUACGGCGGCGGUCACGGCAUGCUGGCAGCAGAGGCAGCGCCAUCGGAGGCGCCGCUCCCAAGCCGGAUGCAGUCACUGUGGUGCAACCGGCGGCUCUGUGCGGCCGGCAAAGGGAUGGAAGGCCGAGCACAAGGCCGCACGAACUUUGGGCAUCAUCAUGGGCGUCUUUCUGCUCUGCUGGCUGCCCUUCUUUCUAUGGUAUGUCAUCACCUCGCUCUGCGGCCCGGCCUGCCCCUGUCCCGAUGUGGUUGUGGUGGUGCUCUUCUGGAUCGGUUACUUCAACUCGACGCUGAAUCCGCUUAUCUACGCCUACUUUAAUCGGGAUUUCCGUGAGGCAUUUCGCAAUACGCUGGAGUGUGUGCUACCGUGUCUGGAGAAGCGAAAUCCCUACAAUGCGUACUACGUCUAGACCGGAUAUACAACUCCGCCUCCCCACCCAACCCCCAACCCAAGCCCAACCCCAAACCCAUACCCCCCAAUUCAAUAUUGAACAAUGCCCCUGUAAGUGAUAUUUAAUACUUGAGAAACUCGUAAUACCAAAAAAAAUAAGCAUGGAAAAAGCAAGUGGAAAACAAAAGGCGUUCGUGCAAGCAUCUCUAGCUAGUAAAAUCCUUCGAGCUAAGCAAUACUCAAUGUGUGUUUCCGUAUACGUGUAGUUUUUCAUUUAAGCAACGAUAGGGAAUUAAAUAAAAUUUAUGUUCUGUGCGCCCCAUUGGUGCGACCACUCGGACGUACUGGGAGAGCGCCGCUGCCCCAGAACUACACUAAACAUACUUACAUAGUAUAUAUAUAAGUGUUGUUGUCUCAAGAACAAGAUAUACGUAAACAUAUAUACAGAUACAAUGCUAUAUACCAUACAAUAUACAUAUACUAUAUAGGAAAGCCAAGCAAUUGGAAAACAAUCAAUGGCUUAUACAUAUGAGAAAAACUUCAGAGUUCAAGUAAAUACGAGUAUAUUUAAGAAGCAACGAUUGUCUCUUCGGCGUUUCGAAGGGUUUAUACUUUUUUCGGGAAAUGUUUUGAUCAAAACUGUCCUUCUGCUAUUUCGAAAAAAUCUCUCUUUAUUCAGUAUGAAGCGCACUCCAAUCGUCCAAGUCCCCAAGAAAAGAAUAAUGACAAAACACCCCUUACAAUCCAAUCAAAAUUUCCAAGAAAGAGUGUAAACCUACAAUAAAACCCCAUAGCAUUAAGUAUCAUAUAUGUAUGUAGUAUAAUCUAGUGUUCUACAAGCAAACAAAAUCUACAUACUCGAAUUAAAACGAAAUUGAGAAUUAUCUUAUCAUUAAUUAUGCAAUUGAAAUGAAGUAAAAACAAAAACAAAAAAAGGAUAAUGUGAAGAAAACGUGUACGAUGCGAUGCUCCUGAAUUUUCAAGCAGAAUGACAAUCUACCAAAAAGUAAACCACAAAAAAUUAGAAUUGAAAAUUGAAAAUUGACAAGCUGUAGAAAAUGUCGCUAUUCGCUGCAAAAUCGAUUUAGUUGUAGUUACUUUUACAUGUUUUUCAAUUUGGUUGCCGGGAAUCCCCUCUCUUGAGUUGAGAAGACUUUUGUGAUAGCAAAGGAAAUUGAUUGUAUUUCUAGUUGAAUUGUUUUACGUUCGUUGCGUCUAAGGCAAAGCAUCCCGUACAUAACGAGUACCCUAACGAGUAUCUACAUAUGUACUUAAGCAUAUACUAUGUAUGUAUGUACUAUAUAUAGUAUGAUAUGAUGUGUGUCCGUGUGCGUGUGCGUGUGCAUGUUGCUAUGUAUUUCAAUGUACUUGCUGAACUAAACUAUUGCAUAUUAAAGUGUGAAAACAAUUGAAA